Molecule: messenger RNA, 435 nt
Organism: Cladocopium goreaui
Lineage: Eukaryota; Dinophyceae; Suessiales; Symbiodiniaceae
Source: the annotation of a GenBank genome assembly
AUGUUGCAGCCAUCAGAAGCUGCUCCUCAAGAGACACCCGAAAUGAGCAGGUUUCGCGUUGGAGAUCGAGUGAAGGCAAGGGUACCCAUGCGGAUUUCUCACCAUGGCAGAGGUUACUUCAACGAGGGUGGUGGCUAUGGUGUGCCAGAGCACCAGCGAGAUGAGGAAGAGGAGAGCAGUGCAGAUUGCAUCAACAUUGCUAAUCUCACAAAAUUUUCGGCCAGAAUUGAGCAAUUCUUAGAUUUCCGAGCUCCCCAAUUUAGACUCAUGAAUUUUCGAAGCUAUGCUACAAGAAUUUCCAAGGUUGUUGAAGCCUAUAUGAUCUUCUAUACCAGUUUUUUGGGGGAGCAAGAUGGUAUGGGACAAAUGUUUUUGACCUCUCACAGACUACAAAUAAAUGGGAUCAAACUUGCGAUGCGUGUUUUAUGGAAAUGA